CCCUUUAUGCCUGCCUGCACAUAUUGCCUCCAUGCAACCCCAGAAUAACCUGGAUGUGUGACCCAAGGGCAAAAGGGGUAGCGAUUUUGCAGAUUUUCCAAACAGGUGACUUCAGCCCCCCUGGGCCUGGGCAGCAAGGGUUAGCCCAGUGACAAUGGGCAUAGCCCUACAUCAGGAGCGGGAAACAUUUUGGCAGACUCCUCAGAGUCAUCCUCUGAUCCCACAGCGCCUGUUCCAGUUCUCCUGGCCGCUGGGGUAUGGCCGUCAAUGUGUACUCCACAUCCGUGACCAGUGAAAAUCUGAGUCGCCAUGAUAUGCUUGCAUGGGUCAAUGACUCCCUGCACCUCAAUUAUACCAAGAUAGAACAGCUCUGUUCAGGGGCAGCCUACUGCCAGUUCAUGGACAUGCUCUUCCCUGGCUGUGUGCACUUGAGGAAGGUGAAGUUCCAGGCCAAACUAGAGCAUGAAUACAUCCACAACUUCAAGGUGCUGCAAGCAGCUUUCAAGAAGAUGGGUGUUGACAAAAUAAUUCCCGUAGAGAAAUUAGUGAAAGGAAAAUUCCAAGAUAAUUUUGAGUUUAUUCAGUGGUUUAAGAAAUUCUUUGACGCAAACUAUGACGGAAAGGAUUACAACCCUCUGCUGGCGCGGCAGGGCCAGGACGUAGCGCCACCUCCUAACCCAGGUGAUCAGAUCUUCAACAAAUCCAAGAAACUCAUUGGCACAGCAGUUCCACAGAGGACGUCCCCCACAGGCCCCAAAAAUAUGCAGACCUCUGGUCGGCUGAGCAAUGUGGCCCCACCCUGCAUCCUCCGGAAGAAUCCCCCAUCAGCCCGGAAUGGCGGCCAUGAGACUGAUGCCCAGAUUCUUGAACUCAACCAGCAGCUAUUGGAUUUGAAGCUGACCGUGGAUGGGCUGGAGAAGGAGCGCGACUUCUACUUCAGCAAACUUCGAGACAUCGAGCUCAUCUGCCAGGAACACGAAAGUGAGAACAGCCCUGUCAUCUCGGGCAUCAUUGGCAUUCUCUACGCCACUGAGGAAGGAUUUGCACCCCCUGAGGACGAUGAGAUUGAGGAACACCAACAGGAAGACCAGGACGAGUACUGAGGGCGGCUCGAGCCCUGGCUGACUGCACGGCUUCCCGUGCCUCCCUACCCUGCUCCCACCCCACAUUAUAAUCCUUUCCUUACAGCCUGCCGGCCGGCCGGGUGCUUCAUAUCAGGGCCCCAGCACUGGGGAGUCAGGCGAGGAGCGGGGCUCGCGGGGAUGGGGCAGGGGGGCAGGCGGAGGCCCCGUCCUGCCGCCACCGGCCCAGCGGGCGGGGCCUCUGUCCACCCCUCCGUAUCCCUAUUUAUUUCCGUUGUCUCUACGCUGUGUCGGCCAACACCUCCCCGGGGGGGGGGGGGGGGGGGAGGGGAUGCCGCUGCCCCCCCCACUCCAGCCAGCUGCCUGCUCCCCUGACAGCCAGCAGCUGUAUAUUUGACAAAGUCAUUGGUAUAUUUUUACUUACUGGAUUUUUCCUUGCACUUUACCUGUUCUUUUCCCAGGGCUGACAGCACGGGGCUCCAGGGCAGUGUGCCUGGCUUGGCUUCCCUUCCCUGUUGCUGGGAGCUAUGGCAGGACUCACCCGUUCUUAUUUAUUUUGUCUUUUGGCUUCCCAGUAGUUGAGGGGAAGGCUGAUGUCAGGAGAGGGAUAAGGGGACUGAGGGGGGGUAACUUAGGCCCCGGUGGUCAGGGAGAGGGAGGGGAGCAUGUGAGGGAUGCAAAUGACCUCCUGGCACCAGGCUCCCCGACCCUCAGCCCCCGGCCCCCAGCACUGAAGCCCAGCACUGCCCCGAGGCCCCCAGCCACUCCUCCCGCAGCUUGGUUCAUACCACACAGACUCUGCUUGGAUCCUCCUGUUCGUCUGCCUCCCGUGUGCCCUCUUCCCCAACCUCCACCUCCUCGGGCCACCCAGCCUGCAUAUGUGUUCACUUUUAUUUAAAUAAACUUGUGUGGUAAAAGUC
This is a messenger RNA of Zalophus californianus (California sea lion), 2002 nucleotides long. RefSeq names its product microtubule associated protein RP/EB family member 3 (gene MAPRE3). Gene Ontology annotation, biological process: regulation of microtubule polymerization or depolymerization; protein localization to microtubule plus-end; spindle assembly. Gene Ontology annotation, molecular function: microtubule plus-end binding. The record is from RefSeq and is a predicted model, not a curated record. Lineage: Eukaryota; Metazoa; Chordata; Mammalia; Carnivora; Otariidae. Gene Ontology annotation, cellular component: cytoplasmic microtubule; microtubule plus-end; spindle midzone. The transcript has 7 exons. The coding region runs from base 258 to 1103 and encodes 281 amino acids.